GUCUGGCCUGUGGACAGUGCACCCAUUUUGAGUUCCGGGUCUUUUAAGCUCACAACUAAACAGCAACUAUCCAAACUGGCAACCAGUGUUUGUGAUCACAGUAAUCAUCAACAUGAACAUCAUUAUCAUAGACUAGCUUUUGAAUUCCUGCAUCACAGAUCAAUAUGAAAGGCUGGAACAAGAAAGCAUCCAGAGAAGAAGCCUAUGAUGACGAUGGUAUAUCCUCACGCAGUGGAGAUCUGAACACUGACCACAGUCAGAGGCAUUCCCUCGAGUCCCAAGGCAACGAUGACCCUGGAAAUUUAAACGACUGUGUUUAUUUAUCAAGCAGUACUCCAGCCAAGGCCAAUGACAGUGAGGAGGAUGAGGAAGAACAACCGCUACGGAAAAAAACUCUCCUUCCAACGUCAUGGAGAAGUAUGUUCAAAAAAUGGCAGAGGAGGAGUGAUUCUAAUUCUCCACCUCCUUCCUCAGGAAUUAAAAUUUUGCCAAAUGGAACCAGAGUUAGUCCACCUGUGAGUCCGUUAUUGAAUAGGAGGUACUUGGACUCUCACGACUCACUGAAAUCUGAUAGGCCCCUUUUUAAUACUGGCUCCUAUGAUGUUCUUGAAGGGUCAGAACUGACUAGUAUCCAUCCAACUGAGUAUUAUGCUGAGAAAGUGGAGGUCUAUAAGCUUAAAUACUCUUACCUGAAAUCAUGGCCCGGACUACUGAGGCUACUGGCUGGUCUCCAGCUUCUGUUUGGGGGAAUGGUGUUUGCAUGUGUUUGUGCCUACAUUCAGAAGGACAGUGAAUGGUCCAACUUGUAUAAUUACCAGUUUGGCGGAUAUGACACAUCAGGAUAUUAUUACAAUGGUCCCAUGACACCCUUUGUGUUGGCUGUGAUUGGCCUUGCGUGGAUUGUGACUGUCAUUCUCUUGGUUUUGGGGAUGACCAUGUAUUAUAGAACAAUUCUUCUGGAUUCCCAGUGGUGGCCUGUAACAGAGGCCAUUAUGAAUUUGGUCAUGUUCCUGCUUUACAUGUCAGCAGGUAUUGUCUACAUCAAUGACCUCAAUCGAGGUGGGCUCUGCUACAUGACGAUAGGCUUCAGUCCCAUCAUGUCCAGACUGUGCCGUGUCGAUGGGGGCCAAAUGGCUGGAACAGCCUUCAUCUUCAUCAAUACGGUCAUGUACCUUGUGAGCUUUCUCGUGUGUCUGAGGAUGUGGAGGCAUGAGGCUGCCCGCAGAGCAAGGGAAGUUCUUGAGAGUCAGGCUCCUCCACCUCCCCCGGCCAUUGGCAUGGCUCCCAUCAAAUCCAAGAAAAUAGCCUUUAGAGAUGAACAGGAUCACCAACCUAUCAGGGAGCACAAGCUGACCAGUAAGUCAGAGGCAGCUGAGGGACCAGUGACCCUGACCGGGGCUAUUCCUACUGGGCACAUACCUAAACCAAGAGUCAUUCCAGAUUAUGUUCUGAAGUAUCCAGAAAUCUACUCAGUGGAGGACAGAGAGCAAUACAAAGCUGUUUUUAAUGAUCAGUAUCAGGAAUACAAGGAACUUCACAAAGACAUCAGCGACACACUGAAGAAGUUCUACGAGUUAGAAGUUAUGAUGAACAAACUCCUCAAAGACGUCAACAACCCAGAGGAGAAAAAGAGAAUUAAUCAAAUGCUGAAGCAGUAUGAGAAAAAAAAGAACGAUCCCACGUUUUUAGAGAGAAAGGAACGUUGUGAAUACUUGAAGGGUAAACUAAGUCACAUCAAAAUGAGGAUUCGGAAUUUUGACCAAAGCAAUCAAGCAAAGGGAUAAGCGUGAAUUCAAGAAAAGCCUUUGUAACCCAAAAUUAAAGUACGAGUUGUUUUUCUUUUUAUUAUAUCAAGUUAUAAAUGGCUGUCAAAUAUUCUCUAGGGGUUCACCUGAUGGGUUUUGUGAACAUAUUCCGACAUAAUUCUCUUUUGUAUGUUAAUUCUAUUGCACCAAACUUUGCAAACUGUAUAGUACCUGCAUAGCCUGUUUUAAGUCUUAAUUUGUUCAAUGCUGUUGCUUUAAUUGUGGCAUUAUUGUAAGGUUGAUGCUGAUUCGCAUAUAUUGAUGCUAUUAUUGUGAUUCCUGUAUCUGAGACAAAAUGACUGAACAGCUGCACUGACUGGCUAACUUCGAGCCCUUCUCAUAAGCACUCAUUCAAUAUUCAGUCCCCCUGUAACGAAGCGUUGUCCAU
Messenger RNA from Chanos chanos (milkfish), 2193 nucleotides. RefSeq names its product MARVEL domain-containing protein 2-like. Gene Ontology annotation, cellular component: cytoplasmic vesicle; apical plasma membrane; bicellular tight junction. Gene Ontology annotation, biological process: bicellular tight junction assembly. NCBI's taxonomy places the organism in Eukaryota, Metazoa, Chordata, Actinopteri, Gonorynchiformes, Chanidae. The record is from RefSeq and is a predicted model, not a curated record. The transcript is spliced from 6 exons. Bases 165 to 1784 code for a protein of 539 amino acids.